This is a messenger RNA of Sinocyclocheilus grahami, 830 nucleotides long. Its product is annotated as cell division cycle protein 123 homolog. NCBI's taxonomy places the organism in Eukaryota, Metazoa, Chordata, Actinopteri, Cypriniformes, Cyprinidae. Gene Ontology annotation, cellular component: cytoplasm. Bases 60 to 812 code for a protein of 250 amino acids. The transcript is spliced from 10 exons. The record is from RefSeq and is a predicted model, not a curated record.
UAGUUAUGGCGGAAUGUUUUCGAGGUUGCGCAGAUUAACCAGUGUAAGUUUCUGGCAGCAUGAAGAAAGAGCAGGUUGUAAACUGUCAGUUUUCGGUUUGGUAUCCUUUAUUCAAGAAACACACUAUUAAGAGCUUGGUUCUACCUAUUCCUCAAAAUGUAAUUGAUUAUUUAUUAGAUGACGGGACACUUGUGGUUUCUGGCAGUGAGAACAACAAUUCACUAACACAGACCAAUAACAGUGACUCGGAUGAGGAGGACAUUCAGUGGACUGAUGAUGAAACUACAACAGCAGUUACGGCUCCAGAAUUCCCAGAGUUCAAGAUAAGGGUGCAAGAGGCAAUAAAUGUUCUAGGUGGGUGUGUCUUCCCAAAGCUGAACUGGAGCGCCCCUCGGGACGCUAACUGGAUUGCCCUGAACAGUUCCUUACAGUGUCAGAGUCUAUGCGACAUCUUCCUCCUUUUCAAAAGUUCAGAUUUCAUCACGCAUGACCUCACACAGCCAUUCCUCCAUUGUAGUGAUGAUUCUCCAGACCCAACCAUAAACUAUGAGUUGGUGUUGAGAAAAUGGAGCGAGCUCAUUCCAGGAGCGGAAUUCCGCUGCUUUGUGAAAGAGAACAAAGUAAUCGCAAUUAGUCAGAGAGAUUACACACAACAUUACCAGCACAUCGCCAAACAAGAGGACAGCAUCUCCUCCGCGAUAUUGGAAUUCUUUAGAGAUCACAUUCAAUACCAGUUCCCAGAUGAGGACUUCGUCCUGGACGUUUACAGAGACAGCUCAGUAAGCUUUUAUGAAUGCAAAUUUCACAUUUAAAAUUUACUGCAUAAGUAA